Molecule: messenger RNA, 1719 nt
Organism: Notodromas monacha
Lineage: Eukaryota; Metazoa; Arthropoda; Ostracoda; Podocopida; Cyprididae
Source: the annotation of a GenBank genome assembly
AUGGCGACCCCGAACGAGCGUAUUGUGCAAAGUGAGCUGGACGAACCGUCCCCAAGCCCUUCAAGCGAUUCCGCAUCGGCGUUCGCCCAAAGCUACCGCAACAACAAUCAGUGGGCACACCUCAUGCUCCCAGCAAUACGAUCGUACUGUGCGUCCGCACAAAUCCCUCAUCUGGGAAACCGCGACGAACUCGUCGCAGCGCUCCAAGCGCGAGGCGUACAGCCCAUCAACGUGCUCCAGAACACGACACCGGGCCCCUCAGCCAGCCCUUCCGCCGCUGAACUCACGGCUAACAUAACCGAAACGCUGCUCCGACGCCGGGCAGACUUUCCGAAACAAGCCCAAGGAGAAGACUUCGAAGUCUACCUCCGACGACUGGAGAUCGCUUUCAGUCACGACGGAACGUCGAACAACACCAAGAUCGACUGCCUGAUCGGGCACACGACACCCACAGUCGCGGCGGCCGCCCAACGACUGUACGACGAAGGCUAUCACAAUUACGACGACAUCGCCGAGCGGCUCAAAAUACAAUUCGGGCUCUCGCCCUUCGAACAUUUCACGCGAUUCCUUGCCCUACGCCCACUCGAAGACGAAUCAUGGGCACAGUUCGGGAAUCGCCUACGAUGCGAAUACAUUCGCUAUCUACCGCUCAGCGCAACCGACCUACCCGGGCAAGAGAAAUCUAUCACAGCUGCCCUCAUCGGGCAACUCCUAGCGAUCACCACCGGAGGGCUCCACGCCCACCUCUACUCCAAGGCGACCGCCGAUCGUACCCUAACAUGGGUCAACUGCCUGGCAUACGCGGACGAAUACCGCCGCAUGCACCCAAAUACGCCACGAGCAUCACCCGCUCCACAGAGCCAACAACAAACCAACCGCCGACCAAAAACUACGGCGUCCGGCGUACAAAAACAUUACUGUGAUCAUCACCAAUGGUCACACGGCGGCAAACUGCCCGAACCAGGGAAACGCCAAGAUCGGGCAGUGACGGCUGUCCUCUGCUCGAUCCCCCAAGCUACAGACGACAGCCUCACGAUCAUCAUCGGUAUCAAGAACAAACGCGUUACAGCGCUGAUCAACACUGGAGCCACCAGGUCAUUCAUGGCGACCGACGUCGCAGCAGAAGUAGGGCUGACACCCCACCUGACGAAAGCGAAGAUCUCCGCAGCCGUCUUACACAUCUCCGCCGACAUCAGCCACUCGGUAAGUACCACAUUCUCUCUUGGUUCAGCCGACUACUCCGCGACAUUCUUUCUCCUCGCAAACGCGAGAUACCCCAUAAUUCUUGGCCUCGACACACUGAAAAACCUCCCGUUUUGUGUAACGCUCGACGGCCAACGAAUCUUUUCCGGAUUCCAAACUAUAAAACCCAUAAACGAGGUACCACAAGCCGAACCCGGCGAAGGAAUUACGUUCGUAAACGGCUCUCCUGCAGAACAGAACGCGAUCGCGAAACUACUGACCACAUACAAGGACAACAUCUUUCAGUGGUCAGGGAAACACGGCCUGUUCCCCCAACACAUCGCAUCCAUCCCAACAAACGGCCAAGACCCCGAGCCACCGAGACGCAUACGCCUGUCGCCCGACAAGAUACCAGCGAUGACAGAAAUCCUCGCCAACUAUACCAAAGCUGGCAUCAUCGAACCAGCACAGUCCACGGUCAACUCAAUGGCAUUCCUCACGCCGAAAGACGACAACCCAAAUGCACCGGCAAUCUGA